AAAUGAUGCUCAGAGCACAUCAUCCUCCUCCUCAUCUCCAGUGCUGAUCUCUGGGCAGAAGGGGGUGUGUUCUCAUCACAGCGCUGGAAAUCCCCCAUUAGUCACAUAAAAGCGACCCGAACGCCAGUUCCACCUCAUAUUAAAGCUCGAUCCUGAGCCGAACGAGGACUUUAAACUAUGUAGGCACGGUGGACAGGGUUUAAAUGGGCAAUCUGAUGGGCAGCUGGAGAUACAAGGAGCCGAGCACAGUGGAAGAAUGCGACUCGACGUGGGAAACGGACUCGGACAGCGACGAGCAUCAGCCGGGAGGAGAGGAGGAGGACAGCGGCAUCUCCGAAUCCAUGAGCCCGGCGGAUGCAGUCAGAGGAGCCGAGCAGCUGGAUCACGGAUCACCGCAGUUUGGUGACAUGAUGGAGUCCUCUACUAGGAUGAAAAGGAGCUUUUACGCCGCAAAGGACUUGUACAAAUAUCGGCACAGUUAUCCGAACUACAAGGAGCCUCGUCAGCCGAACGAAUACCGCAAUCUGAGGUUUUAUCUGAAUAAGAUCCCCCUGGUGCCGGAUGGUAUUUAUAUUGAAGAAAUCCUCACUAAAUGGAGGGGCGACUAUGAAAAAUUAGAGCACAAUCACACAUACAUUCAAUGGCUCUUCCCACUCAGAGAACAAGGCCUAAAUUUUUAUGCUCAAGAACUCACUCAGGAUGAGAUAAAGGAAUUCCAAAGCACUCGAGAAGCCAAGAGACGCUUCCUCCUAGCAUAUACGAUCAUGUUGGAUUUCUUUGGAAUUAAGCUCCUGGAUAAAAACGGGAAUGUGGCUCGGGCCACAAACUGGCAAGAUCGCUUCCAGCACCUGAAUGAGUCGCAGCACAAUUACCUGCGUAUUACUCGCAUUCUGAAGAGUCUUGGUGAACUGGGCUUUGAAAGCUUCAAGCUGCCUCUGGUGCGUCUGCUGUUGGAGGAGGCGCUGGUGGAGGGCACUUUACCCAACAUGCGUCACAGCGCACUGGAAUACUUUGUCUACACACUGCGCCAACACGCUCAGAGACGCGCCCUGCUCCGCUUCGCCCAGCGCCACUACCAGCCGCCCGAGAACUUCAUCUGGGGGCCACCCAAGAAGAAGCGCAUUCCGGCCUCUGGAUCCACAGUAAUGAAGGCAGGAAAAAAUGAGGUGGUGGAGAGGAGUGUGGGCAAAGCCAGGUCACCUAGAGAGGGCAGAAAUAACUUAGAGAGAGAGGCGGACGACAUGGACGAGAGGAAGAGUGGAGAGAGGAAAACAGCAAAGGGGUCCAUGGUCCUGCAGUAGACUAGGGGAAGGGUAGAUCUAGAAGAAUACAUUGAGACCUUUCCUCUGUAAGAAUAUAAAGAGAGGGAUUCUGGGAAUUCUUGAGUAGCUUAAGCUAAGCUUAAAGUUAAGUAAAAGAAUGGCACAGCAAUAUUAUUCCAUACUAUUGCCUUUUAGAGACUUGCUUUGUGAACAACUUGACUGUUUGCCAUUUUGAUUAUUAUUAUUUUUCUUUUUAUUAAUAUGAGGUGUUUUUCUUAACUCUGAAUACUUUUCAAAGUGUUAGCGGAUGAAUUUCUCUAUAUUGUAAUUCUUACUUGCAGCCCUCUGGAGAGUUCUUAGCACAUGUACAAGUGUAUGUAUAAGUGCUACCUGAGCACUCUGUUCGUGUGAAAUUUUGCACUUUUUGACUAUUCAGUCUUCCCCUGUGAGAGAAUAUUAUCUUAGUCUACCGGCUUUGAGAUGAGGCUUUAUUUGCUAAUCAUAAGCUCGUCUCUCCGACAAUAUGUGUGUUUUUUUGCCUGUUCAGAGCUCGCUGAUGUUUCUUACAAAGGAUACUCGUUGCUCAUUGUAACAGAUUAUAAUAAUGUGAAGUAAGUGUGAAUAUACUUGCAGGAAUUUUCAGGUAAUUGAUCUUCCAUGUUUCUAUGGGUACGUGUGAGACUUUAAUCCAGUUUUCUCGAAUAUGUCUUGCAAUAUAAAGUGCCUCUUCUUUCGUUUGUUAAAGCAUACGUGACGAGCUUUAUCAUUUCGAGUCGGAAGUCGCGCAGUAAGCCAUUUGUGGAAAAACGCAAUUCUAAGCAAAACUAACUUGAAUUUAUACUCGUUUGUGUUUUAUGUUAGUUUUUGAUAAAUCAAAGAGUUGGCUCUUAUUUUUAAAUGAGAAUUUAAACGGUAAAUGCCAUUUUGACGCUACUAAAUGUGGCGUUACAGAUCGCUUGUAAAUGGCGGUUCAAACAGCGGCAUACCGCUCAUUACAAUAGGCUACUAGUUAAAGCACACCAGAAGGUAUAUUGAAAGUGUAUUCAUGUUGAAAGUUUUAUGUAAUCGGCGAAGAAGUUUUUCAAAAGGCGAAGACAUUGGUAAAACAGCUUUUAAACAACAUGGUACAUAGCCUAACAUUCACCUUAGGAAUGUAGCGGACAUUAGUUGGAAAAAAAAAGUAGGCCUACAUAAUAAUAGUUGAAUAUAUGCACAAUAUUAUAAAUUAACCAUUAAUUUUUAGGCUGUUAUUUAGGCUGAAUUUUUAGGCUGUUAUUUAUUUAGAUGCCUUUUUCUUAAAAACAGGUUUGACAGCCACCGUUUAAAUGAUUAGGCCUAUAUCUCGAGAACUGUUUGAAAGAUAAUGGUGAUAACAUUAGAAAGCUUUGCUUUUUCAUUAAGUGCAUAUGACUCAAAAUGACUCAGAGUGAUGGAGCAAUUCACAUAUGUAUGUGUGAGUGUGUAUGCUGCCUUUCUCUUAUCAUACUUAGCCUACAGUGUUUAAGUGUGGACAAUCAGGGCUAUUGAUGGUCACUAUCCACAUAGAAUACAAAUAAAUGAGUGUUUUUAUUAGCAAAUAUGAAUUAAUGUGGUUCACGCAUGUUAGGUGUGUUUGUUCCACACUGCUGUUUCAGAGUGUACCCAGAGGGCUAGACAAUACCUCCACAGCACGUGUGUGUGUGUGUGUGUGUGUGUGUGUGUGUGUGUGUGUGUGUGUGUGUGUGUGUGUGUGUGUGUGUGUGUGUGUGUGUGUGUGAAUGUUACGGGGUUCUGCCUUUUUAGUUUCUAAUGGCACACAAACAGCGAAAAAUUUCAGGAAAUACUAAAUCCCUUUUUUCUUGUAAUAGUGGCUGAAGUCCAUCUUCCCUUUUCUCUUUUGGAUUAAAUGAGAAAGGCCCUCUCAGUCUUUUCCCUUCAGUCAAUAUUUAGAUUGAGCACGCUUUUCUGUUUUCCAUCUAACCCAGUUCAUACCCUGGGGUUCAUUAAAUGCCAUCUCUCUAAAUGUGUGAGUCAUGCAUGAAAAGAGGGUUCACAUUCUGCUUCAUUAUUUCCUCAAAAUGGACAGAUAAUUCUUGUGUCCAAAACCUGAAAACCCAUAGCUGUCCUGUCUACUAGGAUGCCUUCACCUCAGUUUUUGAAUUCAACACAGAUGUGCACUGCAAUUUCCCACAAUCCUGUGCAAAGCAGUUGGUGAAAAGAAGAAAAAAAACGUCUGAUGGAGAGAUUGAAAGAAGUACAUAUAUUCAUAAAUCUGUCUGUUUUUUUUUCGACUUCUAGUAGAAAUAAGUAUUAAUAUUUGCUUGCUUAUCUCUUAAGCUCACUUGAAUUUCUUGAAGUUGUUGAUUUUUAGAUGUGAAGUUAUAAUGCUUUGGAAGGUAGUCUGAAACCAGUUUUCUUUGGGAGGUACUUUUAUACAAAAACAUUGCCUUUAAGUCAAAAUAGGCAGCAAAACUUGGGUUUCAGACUUCUGUCCGGCUGGGAAACAAAUAGCCAUCUUCUCUUUGUCCAUCUGAAAAACCCGUGGUUCUAAGACUGUUGAAUCCACAUUUCAGUAUGUCAGUGUUUCUUGUGCCAUAAUCGUGUGGAAACUGGCGACAUAUAAGGCGCCUUAAGUGUUUAUAACUUAUAACUGUUGAGAAGUGAUAAUUUGUAAUCAAAUGAAGUGUGACAUUUGGAAGUUCAUAUUUGGACGUUUCUAUUGUGGCCUACUGUAUAAUAAAGUGCAGCUCUUUGAUGAA
Cyprinus carpio (common carp) is the source of this 4000-nucleotide messenger RNA. RefSeq names its product opioid growth factor receptor-like protein 1. Gene Ontology annotation, molecular function: opioid growth factor receptor activity. The record is from RefSeq and is a predicted model, not a curated record. Lineage: Eukaryota; Metazoa; Chordata; Actinopteri; Cypriniformes; Cyprinidae. Gene Ontology annotation, cellular component: membrane.